Messenger RNA from Dreissena polymorpha, 8071 nucleotides. RefSeq lists its product as uncharacterized. Lineage: Eukaryota; Metazoa; Mollusca; Bivalvia; Myida; Dreissenidae. The record is from RefSeq and is a predicted model, not a curated record. The coding region runs from base 337 to 1971 and encodes 544 amino acids. The transcript is spliced from 2 exons.
UAAAAUAGAAUCGUCUGACGUGCUUAAAUUGGCUAAAUAUAAGUACCGAUUCAGACAUUUAUUUCUAGUUACUGGGAGUAGUCCCAUGACUUAACUUAUAUUUGUUGGGUGACAGAUUUUAAGUGUGAUCAUAUUCGUUUGGAACUUUGUACGAUAAAAUUUCACGAGGAUUCAGGCAACCUAUUCAGUAGUUCUUGGAUAAAAACAUGACUGGUUCGUAAAACAACUAAAUGCGCAAGGACAAAUUGCUGAAAUCUAGCACAUUAAAAUCAAGUUAAGUUUACACACCCAGCUGAUUACGUUUGUUUAGUACACACAAUUUAAAAAUCGAUAAAAAUGAGUCCAAGAGAAAUUGAAGACUUUUUAUAUGCGAGUCAUUCAGGAAUCAAAGACAAUCUCACAACGGACAGUUCAGCAACUAAAGGCGAUUCGCACAUAAAGCGUACACGUAUUGAUUUAAAUCAAUUAGGUAACUUGAAACCCGGUGAUCAUAUAACAUGGAAACGAACGUACCCUAUCUGGCACCAUGCAAUUGUUGAAGAAGUAAAUGCACGAAACAAAACGCUAAAAGUAAUUCAUUUAUCAAAGCAAGGCUCACAAUUAAUUGUUCAUAAAAAGACUGUGAAAUUUGAAAAAGAAAACGGGAAUUUAUACAGAAUAGACUACACGGGGAAUGAACGAUUAUCACCUGAGGAGACGCUUAAACGAGCAAGAGUUUGGUUGGACACACGAUUUAGAAAUAAACGCUAUAAUCUGUUCACAAAUAACUGUGAACACUUUGCAACAUAUUGCGUGACCGGCAAAGGUCAGUCAAAUCAGACAAAGGAAGCAGUCGAAAAAGCAGGUAUAGGUUUCGGUGAAGCGAUUUUAAUUUCUACACCACAUGUCAUAAAAUCUGUUAAGACAAGAUUAAACAAAUCCAACGAUAAACUAAACAUAAAUGCAAGGAAUGAAACACAAAGGUCAUCAAACUCGCAUGCAGCGAAACCAAACAACCCACUGAUAAAUAAGCAAUCCACUACUAAGCCAAAAACCGCAACAAAAGAUGCAUCUCCAUCAUGGUGUAGCAGCACCGAUUCACAUGGUUUGUCUUCAAGGUCUAAACGAAAUAAAGACUCAAAAGGGAAAUCUAUGUCAUCGGGUCAUGUCAGCGAUUUGCGAGAUGAAUCAAUUUCUAAGCGGAUUAGCGUUUCAGACGGUAUUUCGGCAUUACGGAGAAGACGAAGCGAUUUACUUCCAUCGUCUAUACGAAAUAAUGCUUCAAAAGGUAAACAGAAAUCAUCGAGUGAUAGCGAUAUUUGGCAUGGUUUAUCUGCAUUCUCUAUGCAAACUAGCGACUACAAAAGUGCAUUAACAUCAUCGAAUCAUAGCAGCAAUCGGCAAGAUUUAUCUCCAAGAUCUAAAACAUACGACUACGAAGAUAAAUCUACGUUUUCGAGUUACAGCAACGAACCUUCCAAGGCUACGCAAAGUAACGAUUCAGGUAAAGGUUCUGCUUCAUUGAUAGCAGCCGUUGGUGGUACUGGUGGUAUUGCAGUAGCGGUAAAAAAAACAUCGGUUGCAUCAGUGGUUAAGAAAAAAGUAUUUGAAAGAGUUAGUAAGGCACGGGAAACUUUGAAAGGGGUGGGGUGGAAAGCAACUGCCGUUACUACAGCCGCUGCCGCUGGUAUCGAAGUUGUAUCAUCUAUUUACGACAUUCAUAAAUUGUACAAAAGUAAGAAGAAAGGUGAUAUAAGUCAGAGUGAUUUUAUUGAGAGCACAACGCAAAGAGUUGUUGAGGGAACUUGUGCAGUAGGCGGUGCUGCAGCAGGUGGUUUUAUAGGGGGUUUCGUUGGGAGUUGGUUAUGUCCAGGAGUCGGAACCGUAAUUGGUUCACUAAUCGGAUCAUUUUUGGGCGAUGUCGUUUCUCGGGUGGUUGGUAGGUGGGCUGGAUCAAAAGUCGGGAAAUUCUUCUCUUCUUUGUUUUCAUGAUUAAAGAAGAAUAUAUCAAAUAAAGAACACAUACGUGUUACCUAAAAAUGAUUAUGAUCAAUAAUCAAUCUAACUUACGCAAGUUUGUUUAUUAGAUUUACAUUUCAGAAUUGCACUUUCCUUUACAAAAAAAUAAUACACUUAUAUUAAGAAGGUCAGUUAUCUAAAUCAAUUGUAUACAACAGAAUUGCAAAUUGUGUUUUGUUUAAUUAAGUUCAUGAAAACAAAAUAAUUCCCAAUGCUAAUCUGAAGCCGACACUUUUGUUCGAAUGUGUUUUGGGAAACAACAAUUGUCGUUUAACGAUACUUUUGUACAAACUUUUUUUUAUUGUUCUUCUGUGUAUGUACAUUAAUUCGUUUUGGGUGAUUAACGAAUUUUACUUUAUUAAAUCUUAUUUCGCGAAUUUCCUUAUAUCAAUUAUUAUUGAAGAUAAGUUUCUUUAAGUGUCUUAUUCAGCAACGUGUCAACUGUUGGUGAAAAACUGGAUGCAGUCGUUCUAAGAAAAUAACACUUGUCAGUGCUAAAUAAUACUUGUUAUUUAAUUUAUUUGAACCUCGGGGUUUUUCUUUAAUUUUAUAUUUUAAUGAAGCUGUAUCGUCUUUUAAGAGUUAUCGUUUACUGAAUUAUCUAUAUUGUCCCACUUUAAUUCAUAACAAUUAUCAAUCUCUAUAAUAUCAAAAUCAAACUUUAAGUUGAUAUUUUAUGGCUGCAUGAAUUGUAAAAUUCAUUGUUCAUUGAGUAAACACACCAGCAAUAGUAUAGUUCAAUCGUUUACAAAUUCGCUUUUUAUGGAUGUGUAUAUUUAUUUGUGUUAUUUUAUUACUGCAUAAUUUCUAUCCAAUCUCGAGGACCAUUAGCAUUAAAAGUAGUUGGUCGUGUUUAAACAACAUGAAUUUUGUUAAGCCAAUUGAUUCCUUUGAAGUGUUAGUUUGUUUUUUAAUUAGUGUGUAUGCUUUGUACAGUGAAAUUUUGAUUUGUUUAUAACUUAUCUUUGCUUCAUCAACAAUUCGUUUCAAUAACAAAUUGUCGUUUUAAUUACCCCGUAAUUACAGCGGGAACAGCAUAGAUGUCUCCUUACUUUAUACACAUUUAAGAUUUGUUUUAAUUCCCUUUUAUUAUUAUUUAAUUUGAGUUACAAUGAUAUGAGGUUAAAUUUUAUUUACAUGUAUAUGUAUCAUGAAUAUCGCUGGGCCAAGUGUGAUGUUGAGCGCUCUAAAACCGGUUUAAACCCCCAAUGCUUUAUGGUGUACGAACUGGUCCAAAACUAUUCUGAACCGUCCCGGACGGUUUAUAAACCGUCCCGGGUAGUUUGUAAACCGUCCCGGACAGUUUGAAAACCGUCCGGGACGGUUUAGGAAAGUUUUGGACCGUUUGUGUGCAUAAACCGUCCAGGACGAUUUAAACUGUCCGAUACGGUAUUUUUGCUUGAGUAGGGUAUAGUAUUUAUACCAACAAAUCAGAAAAGUCCUUACAAUUAUCCUUUACUGGAAGUUUUACGAGCGUAAUGUAAUAUCGUUGUCAUCUAGAGCGACGCUAUUUUUCUCGAAUAAAACAUGAAUUUCAAAAUAUUCAAUCAAUCAUUGCUGCCAAACACGUCCGAGUUAAAAAUAAAUACUUUAAGUACUCGAAAUAAAUGUAUUUGCCCACAAAGUACUAGAUUUUCUGAAAUAGGCAACGAAUUUCAUCUUUUACAGUGCAUUUUUUGAUACAUAGAAGGAAGCAGCUUUUAAAACGAACAUAUUUAAUAGACUGAAUAAUACUUUUUCAAGUAAGCAAUUGACAAAAAUACCGCAAGCAAAGCAGUACUAUAGUUUACGCCAGGAAACCGUCCCUGACGGUUUCCUAAACUGUAUCGGACGGUUUGUUAUCCACAAAAUAAAUCGCCCGGUACGGUUUACAGACGCACGAGCGGUUCAAAAGCAUGUAACUGUCCGAUACAGUUUAGUAAACCGUCCCGGUCGGUUUACAAACCGUCCCUGACGGUUUAUAAACCGUCCCGGACGGUUUCGAAUAGUUUUGGACCAGUUCGUACACCAUAAUGCUUUGCAUUGACCGUUCCAAGGCGGCGACCCCAGCUUUAUUCUUAUAUGUGUUUAUGUUGUUUUAUAUUGUGCUGUUUUGUACUGUUUAGGCAAUUGGUCACUUUCCUUAAAUAAAGGACCAACUAAUUGUAUAUAAUGAGAAUGCAAUACUUCUCCAGCAGCUGGAGUUUUACUUCUUUAUAUUAAGUGAUGUUCCCGGUAUAUAUCGGAAAGUUUAAAAGUACGAACUCACGGAUACAUAUAGUAUUCACGAAGAAAUACUAUUUGAUUAAACGAGCUUUAAUAACAACUGAAUUAAUUGCCAUAUAAUUUUAACCAUCAAGUGUAUAUAAAUAUGACCCUGAUUUAUUCAAUAUCAAAGUCUUGAUUUCAAAAUAGUAUUUUAUUAUUGUAUUUAUUGUUAAUUGUUAGUGGAAAAUUAAUAAUUCAGUAAGGUAUCUUAAAUAAGCGUAUGAUUUAUAACGUAAUGUCGUUAAUAUCCUAUUAUUCAUUUUAUUUAACAGCUUUUUGGUUAUGAAAGUGCGUGCAAGUAAUGUUAGUGUUGUAUUAAAAAAAUGUCGUCAAUUAUUUAUAAGUAGGCAUUUACUAUUUGGACAUUUCUAUGUAUUGCGGUUUAAUGUUUAAAUUUACUUUUAUUAUAUUUUUUAUUAUUUACUUUUCACCAACCAAAAAGCCAAUACUUGAUCUUCUGUUGUCCUUUAAUCAGCAUCUUUUGUCAAAAAGGCUUUUUGGUAAGCAUUUAUUAUGUAGAUAAUUCUAUGGAUAUAUUUUUAUUACGUCUCUAAUGAUGGAUAUAUUUUGUCAUUUAUUUUACAAUAUAAUAACUAAUUAUUCUGCAAUUGAUUAAUAUGUUUAACAACACAAAUGUAAUCCGUAUAAUAAAUGACCAACGUUACAUGUAAUUUAUGAUGAUGAACAUGGAAUAAGUAACUAAAAAUAUAACUUUUGUUUUUGAAAGCGGGAUGUUAUUAAGGCUUUCACUUAUUGAAGGUCCCGUUGUUAUGUAUGUUAUAUUUCGAUUUCGUAUAAUAUACUGAUGGCUUUCAACGAGUUAUAUAACACAAAUAUCAUUCAAUUUCAUACAUGUUUGAAAAGCUCAAAUAUAUUCUUUGUUCAAGUAUGAUUUUGAUGAACAAAAGAAUAUUUGUCAUGAGAUUUUUUUUAUUAAGCUAUUGACAUUUAUUGAAGUCAUGUACAUUUACAUGUGUUAGAUGUAAAAAUACGAGUUUGCAAUUGCAUUAAGUUUCUAUGCGUACUAUUAACACUAUAACAUUUCACUUGUAUAUUGAUGCGAACAUAUACACUUCUAACAAUAUAUAGAAAAAUGCCAGUGUUUUUGCUUUUACACUUAUUUUAAAACCAUCGAUCGAUGAUUAACCGCCCAUCAUUUUGCUACACAAGAAACAUGCGUAUUAAAUGGUGUGUGUUUUUUUCUAAUUCAAUUUGAAAAAAAAAAUCAUACGCAGCUCAUAAAUAUAUUAAAUGGUUGGCUAUGGGCGUAACACUAUUUUUAUUGAUGUUUUUAAACAUCUUUUGUUUAAGUAAAUGCAUCUAAUUUUAGACAAAUAGUUUAAACAUUAAUAUGUACGGUUCAUUUUGUUUUGUUUGGACAUUUCUAUGUAUUGCAGUUAAAUGUUUAAAUUUACUUUUAUGUUAUUUUUUAUUAUUUAAUUUCACCAAUCAAAAAGCCAAUACUUGCUCUUCUGCUGUCCUUUAAUAAGCAUCUUUUGUCAAAAAGGCAAUUACAUAUAGCUUUUUGGUAACCAUUUAUUAUGUAGAUAUUUCUAUGGAUAUAUUUUUUAUUACGUCUCUUAUGAUGGAUAGAUUUUGUCAUUUAUUUUACAAUAUAAUAAUUAAUUAUUCUGAAAUUGAUUGAUAUGUUUUCAAACACAAAUGUAAUCCGUAUAAUACAUGACAAACGUUACGUGUAAUUUAUGAUGAUGAACAUGGAAUAAGUAACUAAAAAUAUAACUUUUGUUUUUGAAAGAUGGAUGUUAUUAAGGCUUUCACCUAUUGAAGGUACCGUUGUUAUGUAUUUUAUAUUUCGAUUUCGUAUAAUAUACUGAUGGCUUUCAACGAGUUAUAUAACAAAUAUAUCAUUCAAUGUCAUACAUGUGUGAAAACCUCAUAUAUAUUCUUUGUUCAAUUUCGAUUUUGAUGAACAAAAGAAUAUUGGUAAUGAGAUUUUAUUUUUUAUAAAGCUAUUGAAAUUUAUUGAAGUCAUGUACAUUUACAAGUGUUAAAUGUAAACAUACGAGUUUGCAAUUGCAUAAAGUAGCUAUACGUACUAUUUACACUAUAACAUUUCACUUGUAUAUUUUGAUAUAAAUGCAUUUAUUUUUAGACAAAUAGUUUUAACAUUAAUAUGUACGGUCCAUUUUGUUUUGUUUUUUUACAAGAUCGGUAAAUGGAGUCAUUCUUUGACCAAAUGACAUUGUACCUUCACCUGUUUUAAGAAGAUUUUAAUCUGCAUAACCCUUUAUAUAUAUAUAUAUAUAUAUAUAUAUAUAUAUAUAUAUAUAUAUAUAUAUAUAUAUAUAUAUAUAUAUAUAUAUAUAUAUAUAUAUAUAUAUAUAUAUAUAUAUAUAUAUCAUUUACUGCAUAGUAUUUAUGCAAAAAAAUAAAACAAACGCGAAUUUAGUAACAUCAUAUUUAUUUUUCUCAAAGGAAUACGUAUUUUCUUGACAUAUUUCAACAAUCGAAUGCCCUGCUUUAUCUUUGUUCUAUUUUGAUUUAGUAAAAUAUGCGGACAGACUUCAACGGUUCCUUACAAAACAUAUAUUUUUAUGUCAUGCAGGUUUGAAAGGGAUAGGUUUAUUCUUUGUUAAAUUUCGUUUCGAUUUUGUUAAACUACAGAAUAUUUGUAAUAGGUUUGUGUAAUGCAGUACUUAUAUUAUUAAAUAUCCAAUCUCUAAAUGCAAUAAACAGAUGAAUGAAUGUGUAUGUAUUAUGCCAGUUCUGUUUGAAUAAAACAAUAUUGUUGUUAAUGAUGGUGAUCGUCUGUAUUAGUAAAAAUUGAUUCUACGACUUUCAAAUUUAUUAUUGAUGUUAAAACUUGAAUUGAACGAAGCAUUUUCAUGUUUAACAAAUGCAUUAGUUUGACUAUAUGAAAUUACAUUUCUUACGGUAACACUCACUUUUUUGUAUGUUUUGCGUGUAAUUGAAAACGUUGCCCCAUCAAUUUACACAGUAUAACAGAUUGGGGUGAUUUAUACUACGUACAAAACACUAAAUGUUUAACAUUAUUUCAUUAUAAAACAAUGUUGCUUUAAUUAAUAACAUUGUUUUAGUAUAUCUCUGAUGUAUAUAUUAUCAACACAAACUUAGAUCGUUGCAAAAGUGAAUUGCAUACCUUAUGAUUUUUUGUAUAGGUUUCUUCGUAUAUAUAAAUUUUAAGACAAUUUUUAAUGGCAAUAAACGAUUUGGCACAUUCAUACGUUACAACUAGACCAACGCGUCUAGUGAAUUGGCAGGAAUGUUUAUAUAUGAUAAUGGAUCUAUUUCAAAUUGCGUGACAAAAAAUCGCACUCAGAGUUUUGCAGUUAUCUAAUUUAUAUAUAAUGAUGUAAAGGAAUUCACUGGGGAGGGCAUUCACAUUUUUUCUUGUUAUUGAACAAUUUGAGUAAUGAAUAAUGUUCAAUGAUCAUAAUUGAACCAGGGUACAUUUGAAGGUUAGUAUUGCAAUAAUACCUAUUGCAUUUUUUAGAAUAAUCUCAAACUAUCAAAGCAUAAAUGAACAGUUUAUGUCAAUAGAGACAAUUAUGAUCAACGAUUUGUUAUUGAUUUUUGUAUUUAUUGCUUUCAUAUUGCAAUACAAUGCCGUUACGUAAAUGUACCUGUACAUAGGUAUUUCAAAAGUAAUUGGCUUCUUAUGAAGCCAGUAAGUUGGCCAGUGGUAUGUUAAUGUAUUGUUCGCAACUAAGUGUCUUAAUUUAGAGUUAUACUUUAGACAUCUGGACCAUCGAGUGACAUUGACAGUAAAAUGAUAACACUGAUUUAUCCAUGUUAAUUUUGUUGCAAUUAUGUAUUGUAAGAUGUAAAAUAAAUAUAUUUUAGC